GACUCGGCCCGCCCUGCGGCAGCUGGUGGAGCGUCCCGCCCAGCGUGACCCGCCGGGGCGCAGAGAGCAGACCGCCAUGGAGCAGUGCGCGUGUGUGGAGAGGGAGCUGGACAAGGUCCUGCACAAGUUCCUGACCUAUGGGCAGCACUGUGAGCAGAGCCUGGAGGAGCUGCUGCAUUAUGUGGGCCAGCUGCGGGCUGAGCUGGCCAGUGCAGCUCUCCAGGGUACUCCCCUCUCGGCCACCCUCUCCCUGGUGAUGUCUCAGUGCUGCCGAAAGAUCAAAGACACAGUCCAGAAACUGGCUUCAGACCAUAAGGACAUUCACAGCAGCGUGUCUCGAGUGGGCAAAGCCAUUGACAGGAACUUCGACUCUGAGAUUUGCGGCGUGGUCUCGGAUGCGGUGUGGGACUCGCGUGAGAAGCAGCAGCAGCAGAUCCUGCAGAUGGCCAUCGUGGAGCACCUGUACCAGCAGGGCAUGCUCAGCGUGGCUGAGGAGCUGUGCCAGGAAUCAACUCUGAAUGUGGACUUGGAUUUCAAGCAGCCCUUCUUGGAGCUGAAUCGAAUCUUGGAAGCUCUACAUGAACAAGACCUGGGGCCUGCACUGGAGUGGGCCAUCUCCCACAGGCAGCGCCUGCUGGAGCUCAACAGCUCCCUGGAGUUCAAGCUGCACCGGUUACACUUCAUCCGCCUCCUGGCCAGUGGCCCUGAGAAGCAGCUGGAGGCCCUCAGCUAUGCCAGGCACUUCCAGCCUUUUGCUCGGCUGCACCAGAGAGAGAUCCAGGUGAUGAUGGGCAGUCUGGUGUACCUGCGGCUAGGCUUGGAGAAGUCGCCCUACUGCCACCUCCUGGACAACAGCCACUGGGCAGAAAUCUGUGAAACCUUUACACGGGAUGCAUGUUCUCUUCUGGGGCUUUCCGUGGAGUCCCCUCUCAGUGUCAGCUUCGCCUCUGGCUGCGUGGCGCUGCCCGUGCUGACGAACAUCAAAGCUGUGAUUGAGCAGAGGCAGUGCACUGGGGUCUGGAGUCACAAAGAUGAGCUGCCGAUUGAGAUUGAGCUCGGCAUGAAGUGUUGGUACCACUCUGUGUUCGCAUGCCCCAUCCUUCGUCAGCAGACGUCGGACUCCAACCCCCCCAUCAAGCUCAUCUGCGGCCACGUCAUCUCCCGAGACGCACUCAACAAACUCAUCAAUGGAGGAAAGCUCAAGUGUCCCUACUGUCCCAUGGAGCAGAACCCAGCAGAUGGGAAACGCAUUAUAUUCUGAUUCUGUCUUGGAGGGAUGGACUUCAGUGGACCACCCUGCCUUUCAAGCCGGCACUAAUGGGGGUGGGGGAGCCCGGCGGCUCUUGGCCGACUGAGGCAGGUGGUGAAGUGGCCUGUGCUUCCCUGGCUGUACAGACCUGUGGUUGUCUUGACUUUGCAGCAGCUAGCAGAACAGAGCAGAACAUCAUCAGGGUCUUCCCUUCCUUGCCCCAGCUGUCUCCUCCUGCCAUACCAAGGCUAGUGCCCACUCUAGUGCCCAGGCCAGGGAAGUCCAGCUAUGGCCUACAUCCUCCCAACUGUACAGCCUCAACUGUAUGUAUCCAUUCGCCAUUGUAUAUAGUCCAAGUUAUAACUUUGAGCAAAUAUAUUCACAACCCUU
This is a messenger RNA of Jaculus jaculus (lesser Egyptian jerboa), 1639 nucleotides long. RefSeq names its product required for meiotic nuclear division 5 homolog B (gene Rmnd5b). Gene Ontology annotation, cellular component: GID complex; cytoplasm; nucleus. The transcript has 10 exons. NCBI's taxonomy places the organism in Eukaryota, Metazoa, Chordata, Mammalia, Rodentia, Dipodidae. The record is from RefSeq and is a predicted model, not a curated record. Bases 77 to 1261 code for a protein of 394 amino acids. Gene Ontology annotation, molecular function: ubiquitin protein ligase activity; protein binding. Gene Ontology annotation, biological process: proteasome-mediated ubiquitin-dependent protein catabolic process.